Messenger RNA from Setaria italica (foxtail millet), 1558 nucleotides. RefSeq lists its product as uncharacterized. Gene Ontology annotation, biological process: root development; shoot system development. NCBI's taxonomy places the organism in Eukaryota, Viridiplantae, Streptophyta, Magnoliopsida, Poales, Poaceae. The record is from RefSeq and is a predicted model, not a curated record. The transcript has a single exon. Bases 702 to 1415 code for a protein of 237 amino acids.
CACAACAGAAAUAAAUAUAAUAUCCAGUUUAUCUUUGCAACGCAGAACUAGGACGGUAUAAUCACAUGAGAUGUGCUUGCUGAACAACAAGCAGAGGAUGCUUGCAGAGUUGAUCUUGCCCUCCAAAACUUCUAGCAUGCAUGCCAGCUCCAGCCAAUUGCCAACACGUACCAUCACUAAUACUCCAGGAGUAUUAUAGCAUGGCAAGGUCCAGCACUAGAGUAAGCUGCCUUGCCGAUUCCUGAUGCCAACAUGAGAAACAAGCAGACAGCAAGGCAGCUUGCAUUGCCAGGCUGCGGGCGAAGCAAGUCAAACCGUUCCUUCCGCCGAAGCCACGUCUCUCCCUGGUUUCGUUGCACGCUCAUCGAUAUCAUGAUCUAGAUCUCAACAUAAACAACACACUCGUGCAGGCGAGUUGCUACUAAUAACUGGGACAUGGCACUAUGAAAGCUUCAUCAGGCCACCUUCAGAUAUUCCUCUUGCUCUGGGUGAGCAUACAGAAAGCAUCAACCUGCCGUGGAGAUCAGAGGCUAUGUCGCAACGGCACAGCGCUUCAUUGUCAGCGAAAUUCUUCUUGUCGGUAGGUUCAGCCACGACAUAGCUUCAGCUUCUUUGGUUAUAUAUACCGGCAAGCCAUAGCCUCCUCGACACCAUUGCAGCUAAGUUUCUCUCCAGUAUUCUCGCCAUCCCCAGUUCCAGCCAUGGCUUCCAUUCUCAGAUCUGAAAGUUUGCCUUCCAGCCUUCGCUCUGACAAAAUUGACGUCGAAGAACAACUGCGGAGCCUCAGGGCAACCAUCUCUUCCGCUACCAUUGAGACAAUGGUCGAUGGUGUCAUGAGGCUUGGAGGAGUGUACAACGACAUCGAGGAGAUGAUGUGCUCACCAAGUGGCCAACUCAGCCUUUGCCGGCCACAACAGAGGAAAGCGGUGGAGCAAGAGCUUGAGAAGUCCCUCAUCUUGCUUGACCUCUGCAACGCCAUCCAAGAGAACAUUUUUGAGCUCAAGACAAGCAUCCAGGAGAUGCAGCUGGUCAUCAAGAGAGGAGAUGACUCCGCUCUUCAAGCCAAGAUCCAGUCUUACAUCCGCUUGGCUAAGAAGGCGCAAAAACAGUUCAAGAAGAUCAGCAAGAAGCCUACUACAGUUGACCAGGAAAGCUGCAGGGUGAUCAAGCAGUUGGCUGAAGCCAGAGAGAUUGCAAUCUCCAUGCUUGAAUCCUUGCCGUAUCUCCUGUCAAAGCAAAUUGCGACGCCAAGCUCUAGCAGAUGGUCCCUUGUCUCCAAGAGAAGAGUAACAUGCGAGGAGGACCAAUUGCAGGAGAUGGAGUUGGUCAUUAUCGAUCUUGAGAGCGGAAUUGAGACUUUGUUCAGGAAAUUGAUCCAGAGCAGAGUUUCUCUCCUCAACACUCUCAGUUUGUAGAUAGAUCGUGCAUCAACCCUGACCCUUGAGAUUGGCAUCCGCCUUUUAGAGGAUCUGCUGAUCAUCAUACAAUUUUGUACUGUACUAGUAGAUGAGCAACUGUACAGAAAAUUACUGAAAAGAAAGUCACAGUUUUUGGUCAA